CCCGCCGCUCCCGGUGACAGGAUCAUGGGAGACACGCAGAAGGGCAGCAUUCAUCAGGAACUUCAUCAGGAAGGUUCAGUGAAAGCUGAACUCCAUCUGUUCCCCUCCAGGGAGCUCACAGGAGAUUCCCUCCAGGAGGCCGAUCAAAGACAGGACCACAAGCAGGAGCUGGAAAGAGAAAGUGAGAUGGAGACAUGUUUUCCAAAGAGAUAUGGAAUGGUACCCCCUUAUGAGAUGGAAGUCUGGGGGUGCAAGGACAGUGGUAAAGCCCCUAUAAACAAGGCUAUCCUUGCUGGGGACGGGCCAGAUCUGCCCAUGUGUGGGAACGGUGCCAUUUGGAUUCAGCAGGUGGGGGAGAAAACCUACAAGUGUCCCGAGUGUGGGAAGAGCUUUAGCCGGAGUUCAUACCUGAGCCAGCACCAGAGGAUCCACCUGGCAGAGAAACCCUUCAGCUGCUCUGAAUGUGGGAAGAGUUUCACCCGCAAUUCGGACCUGAUCAAACACCAGCGAAUCCACACAGGGGAGAAGCCCUACCAGUGCAGCGAAUGCGAGAAGACCUUCAGCCAGAGGUCUAACGUGAUCAGGCACCAGCGCACCCACACGGGAGAGAGACGCUACCUGUGCAACGAAUGUGGGAAGAGCUUCAGCCAGAACUCUCAUCUCAUCGUCCACCAGCGAAGCCACAAGGGUGAGAAACCCUUUAAUUGUCUGCGCUGUGAGAAAAGCUUCAGCGACCGCUCCUCCCUGAUCAUACAUCGGAGGGUCCACACCGGAGAGAAGCCCCACAAGUGCCAGGUGUGUGGGAAGCGUUUCCGGGACAGCUCAGCCAUCAUUCGGCAUCAGAGGAUUCACACGGGAGAGAAACCCUACGAGUGCACAGAUUGUGGGAAGACCUUCCGGCAGAGCUCCUCGCUGGUGACUCACGUGCGAACGCACACGGGUGAGAGGCCCUACAAGUGCCCCGUGUGCGGGAAGGGCUUCAGCCAGAGCUCAGCGCUCACCACUCAUCGCCGGAUCCACAGGGAAGAGGCCUUGCCCGUGUGCCAUGGCAGCCUCCUGCCCAGCCCCUUCCAGCGCAUCGAGUGUGGCCGGAGGUGCAGCGACCCCUCCACUCUGGCCAAGCACCAGAGCCUGCACACUGAGGAGCGGCCCUACAUCUGUGUGGAGUGCGGGGACAGCUUCUGCCGGAGCUCAGCUCUCAAAGUGCACCUGAGGAUCCACUGUGCCAAGAGACCCUACAAGUGUGAGGAGUGUGGGAAAACGUUCCGGCACAGCUCGGCCCUCGGUGCCCACCUGAGGAUCCACGUGGGAACCAAGCCCUACAAGUGUGUCGAGUGUGGGAAAACCUUCUGGAAAAGCUCAACACUUAAAGUGCAUUGGAAAAUACACAUGGCCAAGAAAUCUUAUAAAUGUCUGGUGGGUAGAAGAAUCCUCACCUCCCGCUCACUUCUGCCAUAAGCCUGGAGUGGAUGUUCAGAGCAGGAAUAUAAAGUAGUUUUUGGGGGUACCUAAAUGCAUGGUGAGAACCAUGGUGGGAAAAGACUGACUGGAGACAUGGUAUAUCUGGUGGUAGGGUUGGGUGCUUAAUCCCAGAGGCACAAAAAACUUCAGGACAUCUGGAAACAGGGAGUUAGUCCCAAGAGUUGAGUGCUGGGGGUUUAGGAAGAGUUGAAGUCAAGCAAGAGCCUGAGGAACGACCACCAGCUUCAGUAUAAGUGGGGACUGUGAAUAUAUGCUAGAAUAAUAACUGGGAGAACUGGGCUUGUAAAAUACAGCUAAGGCGAAGGUCAAAAUAAAGUGUUCCAGGUUGGUUCUGACUCAAAGCUUUGGUUUAGUAAGUUUACACAGUGUUUGACAAGGCAUUUCCAGAUCUUUUUGGAGCGAAAUUUUGGAGCUGAACUUCCAUCUGUCUUUUCUUUCUAUUUUCCAAAUAUUUUCUAUUUUCCAAAUCUUACAUGGGACAAAGAAUUCCUACCUCAUGAUAGCUAAGUAACACAAAACUGUAAUGGCUGUUCCCAGAAAACCUGGAUGCAGAAGCUCUUCCAGUUGAAAGGCAGUCUGUAGCUUCACCCAGAUUUGUUGUUGCUAAUUUGAAAUUCCUUCCAACUUGGGACAUCAACAAAACAUGGACAAAAAUGUGGCCUUAUAUUAUUUAACCCUAAAAGAAAAUAUUUACCCCCAGAUGUUCUAGUCUGAAGCGGUACACGGUGAGUUCCCACUGCUGGUCCAGAGACUGAUUGCAAUAGCCUUGUUCUUUUUAUGUCACUCCUCUUUAGGUCGCUCUUGUUUCCAGAGUAUUAACAUACACAGUUCGGCAUUUAAGGACUGCCUAUUACAUAAACGUUUUCUAUAUUGCAAUGUUUUAUUGCACAUUGUGCGUUUCCACCCUAAAUAAAACCUUUUGGGUUU
Poecile atricapillus (Black-capped chickadee) is the source of this 2409-nucleotide messenger RNA. Its product is annotated as zinc finger protein OZF-like. The transcript has 2 exons. The record is from RefSeq and is a predicted model, not a curated record. Bases 25 to 1458 code for a protein of 477 amino acids. Lineage: Eukaryota; Metazoa; Chordata; Aves; Passeriformes; Paridae.